AUGGAUGUGGGUGGUAGACUGUACUUUGAACACAAGAACGAACAACAACAAAAACAGUUUGAGUUGGAGAAGAACAAAUUCAGGUGUGGGAACUUGUUUGAAGGAGUUGUGAUAUGGGUGACUGGGAACACAACCCCAACAGCUUCCGUGUUAAGGACUUUAGUUGUACAACGAGGAGGGAAGUGUGAGAUGAAGUAUUCAACAAAGAAUGUGACACAUAUCGUCGCAACGAACUUAUCUUUGUCACACAAAAUGAAGUAUGAAGGAAAGGUAGUAGUUCACCCCAACUGGAUAUUAGAUUCAAUCAAGUUUGGGACUAAACAGAGUACUGAUCAGUACGACGUUAUUAAUAAAAGUAAAGAAAAAAGGAAACAGCAAGUGAAGCAAUUCGAAAGAAACUUUUUUAAUCAAAAUGCGGUACUUGCAUUCUACGAAAUUUGGGAAGUCGUCUUCACAGAGAAAAUUAGAGAGGAGUUUGUCUUCAAAGGGAACGCGUCUUAUCAACAUGUGAUGAGCAUUAAAUGCGAUUCUGUGUAUAGAGACACAGCACUGAUGAAUCACCCCGAAUUCGAUACCAAAGAUUUUAUUGUAUCGAAUGGGACAGAUAAAUCACUCAUCAAGUGGUGUAGUGAAGGACUCAAACAAAAAGGUAUAACAGAAGGUAUGACAACAGAACAAGCUCGUAAAAUGGUUUCAAAUAUUAACGUAAUAAAAAUGGACUUUGAGUUGUAUGAGCGUCAAGUAAAGACACUUCUAACGUUGAUCACUUCAAAUUAUAAAUAUUCAGUGAUUGCGAUAUUGAGCUUUGAUGAAUAUAUCGUUGGAAUACCAAACACUCAAUUAAAUAUGGAGUCACUGUACCAAACAAAAAAUCAAAUUGAAAGGGAAAUUAAGUGGCCGAUGAAAAUUGGUGUUGGAGUGAAUUCAACAACCGCUUUGAUUGCAAUGAAUUUGACAACAUUCCCACAAAUAGGAGUUCUUGUUGAUAAAAUUGAAGAACAAAUCGCACAAGUUGGUAUAGAGAAACUCCCUUUUAUAAAAGUGUCCACUUUAAAGAAGUGCAUUGCCUUAAAUAUUACGACAUGUGAACAAAUUCAGCAACUCAAAGAAAUUGAAUUACUCAAAUGUUUUACACAUAAAGAGACUGAGAAAUUACAGAAGUUGUCACUGGGUAAAGAAAUGUAUCAAAGUAAUGAAAGCUUGACGAUAAAGGUGGAACUCAAACGGAAUGUAGUUAUAGAGAAUGAGGAAGAUGAACAAGCGUUUGUAUUUCAGAUAUGUCUUGAAAUAUCUCGUCUGCUCGAGUACAACAAAGUGCGAGGGAGUGUGCUGACGUUGAAAAUAGAAACGGAGUCGAACGGAGAGUACAAUAAAAUAGAGAGAACGACUCUCAUUAGAGAAACGAGUGACCCAUCUCUCAUUAACAAAACCGUCCAAUCUCUCUUAAAUAAGUUACAUGUGGAGUAUUCGAACAUUAAAACGUUUGUGUUGCACAUCAAAAGACUCAAAAAAGUCACAACAGCACAAAUUAAAGAAUCGAACAUCUUCCAACAAAUUUUGGCAGCUAAACAGAAAGAAAAUUCAAAUGAGAAACAAAUGGAUAUGAAACAAUCAAACUUUGUUAACCCCCCAAGAGCAUCGCAAAUUGAUAUGACGGUACUCAACGCAUUACCUUCAAAUUUGAAGAACGAAAUUAUUCAUUAUUAUGCGAGUGAUUACAAUAUAUACAAUAACCCUCAAAUUACAUUUGAAAAUGAAACAGUAGUCUUCGAAAAGAAAGAAGAAAGAACAGACGACGUCGAGUUGUUUGAAAUUGAAAAGAAUGAAAUUGUAAUACCGUUGCUUGUUAAGUACCUCAAGUCACAAAAAAGACUCACAUUAUUUCAUGCAGAAUUAGUCAUGCAAUACUUGAAGUGUCUCAUCAAAAAAAACAUGUUCACCGAGGUACUCGAAAUCAAUAAUGUUCUCAAUAAAACACUCUUAGAAGACAAUUUCAAAAACUUUUUGGAGAUAGUAAACCACUACACAGACACAAUGUAUUCGCAUGCGUUUGGUCAGUUCAUCGACUCGAUCUAUAACUCUUAA
This is a messenger RNA of Entamoeba invadens IP1, 2085 nucleotides long. Its product is annotated as DNA polymerase IV, putative. The coding region runs from base 1 to 2085 and encodes 694 amino acids. NCBI's taxonomy places the organism in Eukaryota, Evosea, Mastigamoebida, Endamoebidae. The record is from RefSeq and is a predicted model, not a curated record. The transcript is spliced from 3 exons. Gene Ontology annotation, biological process: error-prone translesion synthesis; error-free translesion synthesis. Gene Ontology annotation, cellular component: nucleus. Gene Ontology annotation, molecular function: DNA-directed DNA polymerase activity; deoxycytidyl transferase activity; damaged DNA binding.